AAUCUUAGAUAAGCUGUAACUUCAGAGUCAAAUAGGAUGUGAGCAUUGGGGAUGAUGCUGGGACUGUCUCGGGCGUCGCGGGAUUUCGAACGUUGGGAAUAAUGACUUGUAGUUGUUGUGGAGUUGGUGUACCUGGUAAUGAUCGCGUGAAAUCCAUCAGUUGUAAACGUUCUAAAGGUUGUGAAGGUUGUGAAGUUCAAAGUCGAGACAGUAAAGAAGGGUAUAAGUGUAACACUGCGUAGUUGACUGUGUGAGCAGUAAAUGGAUGUUAGUGGUUGUGCAUUGUGUAACGAAUGUCAUUGACAACUGUUAUUUCUAGACAAUAAGUUGAUUUAGGUAGAAUAAGGUAGUAUUGUAAGUGAAUUAAAGUAACUUAAUGGCACCAACGUUAAGUAAAUUUGUUACGAAGAGAAAUGUGGCAGGAGCAGUGUCAAUUUCUUUGCUCUAUUGGUUACUUCGCAUGCGAAGAAACAGUAAAACAACAAGAAUCUCUGUGCAUAGUGAAGUCCAGUAUGUGGUUGGUGAAAAAUCUCCCCAGAAGUCGAAAGCACGUGUGGAUGCAGUCUUCUUCCGUCAGUUACGUCAUAUUUUGUCAAUUGUGAUCCCAGGUCUGUUCUCAGCAGAGGUUGGGUUCUUGUGUCUUAUUGCUUUGGCACUCAUAUCUCGUUCUCUCUGUGAUCUGUGGUUGAUCCACACCAGUACCUACAUAGAAAACGCAAUUGUCAACGGAGAUAGGAAAUUGUUCAUAUCGAAAUUGAUUGUUUUUAUAACUGCAAUGCCUGUGAUCUCUUUGGUGAAUAAUAUAUUAAAAUACAGUAUCGGGGAAAUGAAACUUCGGUUAAGAACAAGACUAACACAGUAUCUGUAUGACCAGUACCUCAAGGGAUUUACGUAUUAUAAGAUGAGCAAUUUGGACAGCCGCAUAUCAAAUGCAGAUCAGCUGCUCACCACAGAUGUGGACAAGUUUUGUGAUACAGUAACAGACUUGUACUCAAACAUCAGCAAACCACUGCUUGACAUUGUUAUAUAUGUAUAUAGGCUUACCACACAGCUUGGAGGAAAGACACCAUCUUUAUUGCUUGCCUACCUCAUCAUCGCAGGGUGGUUCUUGACAUAUCUGCGUCGACCAACUGGCCGGAUGACGGUCACUGAACAGAAGUUGGAAGGAGAGUUUCGGUACAUCAAUUCCCGUCUGAUAACAAACUCUGAAGAAGUUGCCUUCUAUCAAGGAAACCAGCGGGAAAAGCUAAUUCUUCUAGCAUCAUUUGAAAAGCUGACCAGUCACUUAAGAAAAUUCCUGGAGUUCCGUGUUGGAAUGGGAAUUAUGGAUAACAUAGUUGCAAAAUACAUUGCAACUGUGGUUGGUUUUUAUUCAGUGAGUAUUCCCUUUUUUGCUGUUGGGCACCCACUAUUGGCAGGAUGUGGGAAGGUAGAAAGAUUCAGGCAUUAUUAUGAGUCUGGUCGGAUGAUGGUAAAACUGGCAGAGGCAAUCGGACGACUGGUUCUCUCUGGCAGAGAUAUGACACGGCUUGCUGGCUUCACUGCACGUGUCACAGACCUGAUAAAGGUUCUGAAAGAUCUCGGUGAAGGCCAUUAUGUCCGAACAAUGGUGGGAAAUACAGGCUCUGUAUGCAACGGCAUAGAUGAGGGACUGAUUAGUAGCAGAAAGCAGCUCUCUAUGCCCCUUAUCCCAGGGUCAGGAAGGAUCAUCUUCCAGGACAACAUAAUCCGUUUUGAUAAGGUUCCACUGGUGACACCUAAUGGUGAUGUUUUGGUGGAUGAACUGACCUUUGAGGUUCGCUCAGGGAUCAAUGUACUGGUUUGUGGGCCCAAUGGAUGUGGAAAGAGUUCACUUUUCAGGGUUCUAGGAGAGCUGUGGCCACUGUUUGGCGGCACACUUACCAAACCACCAAGAGGAAAACUUUUCUACAUUCCACAGAGACCAUACAUGACACUGGGCACACUGCGUGAUCAGGUGAUCUAUCCUCAUACACGUGAAGAGGCAUUACAUAGGGGCCAGACAGAUGAUGACCUUGCAAGCCACUUAGAACGUGUCAAAUUGUCCUACCUGCUCUCUCGUGAAGGAGGCUGGGAUGCCAUUGCAGACUGGAUUGAUGUGCUCUCUGGUGGAGAAAAACAGAGAAUAGCUAUGGCUCGGUUAUUCUACCACCAGCCACAGUUCGCAAUUUUAGAUGAAUGUACGUCUGCUGUAAGUGUAGAUGUAGAAGGCAGCAUGUAUCAGUAUUGCCGGGAAGUUGGUAUUACACUUUUCACUGUCAGCCAUAGACGUUCACUCUGGAAGCACCAUGAGUACUAUCUUCAGAUGGAUGGACGAGGAUCUGUUCAAUUUAAACCAAUAGAUACCGACACAGAAGAAUUUGGAUCAUGAAAUUAAUUGGGUAAUUGGGUGAAUAAUUUGUGUGAAUGUUUUGUGGUGAAGUGCUUUAUGAAAAGGAAAGGCAAACUUACCAUGUCAUAAAAUAGUGGGAGAAUGUACUCAAUUUUGAACAUUUAUUUUUUUAUUAUAUUGGAGUUUUAAUGUUUGAACUUGAGACCCCUUAUCAGAGCAGAUUUUUUUAACUGUUGUGAAGUCUCUAGCGUAAUAUUAAGAUUAAUCUUAAAAAUCAUGCUGACUUCUUGUUUAGUUCAGUUUAACAUUUCAUGCCAUUGUAUAAUGUAUCUAUCCAUACAAUAUGGAAUUUGUUCAUGAAUAUAGAGUUGAUAGUAGGUGUACACUGGGUGUAUCACACAAAAGAAGCAAAUGCACAUUGGUUCUUGAAGAACGUGUGUAUAUAUAUAUAUACACACACAUACAUACAUACAUACAUACAUACAUACAGAGUGUCUAAAAAUGAUGGUAGGGGUUCGAGAACCAACGUUUAGAAAAAUGAGAAACGUAUUCAACAAAUCACUAUUUUAUUUCAUAGUGUUCCUUAAAUAUUCUUGAACAUAAUUAGUAAGUUUCCACAUGUCCACCGUUCAUGACCCUGCAUAUAUGCAAUCGAUAUUCCACUUCUUGCCAUACACGCUGUGGCAUAUCUCUUGUUACCUGCUCAGCAGCUUCUCAUAAUCUUGCUUUCAAGUAAUCAGGUGUUGAAUUUUUUCCAUAUAAACAUAAUCCUUUACAUGGUCCCAGAAAGAAAGAAUCAUGUGGUGUCAAAUUGGAGCUCCAAGGUGGUCACAGAAUUGAAACACCCUUGCCAGUCCAUCUUCCAGGAAAUGGUGCAGGGUACUAAACUGGGGAGUGAGGGAAUGUAGUGGUACAACAUAAUGACCCUGGUGGCCACACAUGAAACUAUUUGAGUGGAGGAAUAUGAAGGUACAACAUUCAGUGUGAUGCCUUAUGUGUGUUUCAAGACAGAGCCUUCUGAACCCCAUUAUUAUUUUUCAGGCACAGUGUAUGUACAUAGAUACAUAUAAACAUACAUAUACAACUGAGAGGAGAAGAGAAAUGUGAUGUGAAAGGUGGAAGUAAAAAUGAACAUAAAGUAUACAGUAAUAGGUCACGCUGCUGUCCUGCCAUUGUUACCACUUGUAUGGUGAUGAAAUUUUACUUAAGCUGAUUAGCUCUGUAAAAAACUGUUCAUCUAUAUGACAGGGUUUUCCUACUGUAUUGCUUGACAGGCCUAUUUCUGGAGUGUGAAUCUCACAUCCAUCUUGUGCCAAGGUUAAAAUUGGAUGGAGCCUUAUCUCCACUUCGCCAUUGUGAUUCUUAAACACAGAGGCAACUUGAUCUUUAUUUUCUACUGUAUUAUUUAUGCCUUUUUAUUUUACAUUUUCUUUGAAUGAAUUGUAUUCUAGAACAGAUUGUUUUAGCUGAAGAAGUUGAAAAGAGGUAAAUUGUCUACGAGUAUUUAAUGCCUGAAGGUGAUGUAAUGUUUCCUCUACGGUUUACAUGUUCAUGCUAAGAACAAAAUAUGGUAAAUCAGAUGAGUGCUUCUCUGCAUGUUCUUGGUAUUUGACACCAGUAAAAGGACAUCUCUUAACACUUUAAUUUAAACAUUUGUAGCAACCUGCAGACUUUCUAUGAAAAUGUAAAAGGAAAAUGUGCUGAAGUUCUCAAUAUGAGAAGGGUCGGAAUAUGCCCCUUUCAGUUAGAUGGUUUGUAGAAGUUUUAUAGCAUCUUACACUCUUUCCAGUUCCAUGUAAGGAGAUUUACUUAUUUAAGUUCUUUAUUAGUUCUCUAGAAAUAUUAGAUAAUUUGGUAUAUAGUGGCAUUCAUGUUUCAUUUUAACAUCACACUUGGGAGUAUAGGACUCAGUCCUGAUUCCUAAGUACUUUAAUUGUACAUUCAAAUUUUAACCCUGCAUUAUGAAUGGAUCGUAACAUCCUAACAUUUUCUUGUUUUAAACAGUUUCAUUGUUUUCUGGCUCAGUGAUUUAUUUAAUUUUCCUCUGUUGUUACUACCACUGCCACUGCAGCCACUGCCUCCAGUACUGCUGUGUAGGUCAUUCAGAAAGUAAAGACCAUUUUCCUAUAAAAAAUAAAUGAAUAAAUUUAAAAAAUUGUAUUUUAUGCCAUUACUGCAGAUAUUAAAUCGUUCCACCAGCUUCGUGGCAGUCGCCAAUGUUUCGUUUGCAUCUGCAUUCACAUAUUGAUUUGCAAGUCUCAUGCUAUGCCCUCUGUCAACAGAACCCACUAAACAUAGUGUAUGCUAGAUUUACAGAUUCUGAAUGAUAUACCGAACUUGGCAGCCAUUAGCAGUACAAGAGCAGGCAAAUAAGUGUGAAGACUAAUUUUUAAUUUCAUGCCGGACAAUCUGGUGAUGCUUUUACUUGGAAUGUUAGGCGAUACAACAAGACAGAGCUCAGAUGGAAGGUUUUGAUAAGGUAUUUAUUGAACAGUAGCUUGUUAGACGACUGUCAUCAACUUGGUGCAAAUGUGAAAAUGGAGCAUAUGAUGGAACAGAGAAUGAAUAUGCAUUUUUGUGUUAAACUGCAGAAAUCACCAAGUGAAAUGUUAAGAGAUGUUAAAAUCAGUUUAUGGUGAAUCCCCUGGCCAAAGAAGCCAUGAAUGUCAAAAUCCAAAAUCAAAAUAAUCUUGAUCUGAUUUUUUGACAUUAGGGUAUCAUUAACUUUGAUUUUGUACCUAAAGGGUCCACUGUUACUUAGACAUUCUUCAUGAAGGUGUUGAAAAGACUUAUGAUGCCAUGAGGCACAAGUGAGGAGAGUUACGGAGAGAUAGGUCAUUGAUUCUUCACCACGACACUGUGAUGGCACAUUCCUCACUUCGUGUGUCACAGUUUUUAGCAGGAAAAGUCAUCUCUGCCAUUGUACUCUCCUUUCUUGGCUCCAGCUGACAUCUGGCUCUUUCCAGAACUCGAGUGUACUGAAAGGAAAGGGUUUCUCUGAUGUUGAGGACAUUUAAAUCAUCCGUGAAAAAAUGUUGAUAGACAUUCCUGUUCAGGAUUUUAAAAACUGUUUUGAUCAUUGGCAGAAGCAUGGGGAACAUUGUAAAGAAUUGGAAGGAGAUCACAUUGAAAAAUUAUAGGUUGCUAAUAUCUGCAGCUCUUAAAGUAAAUUUUUAAAAAAUUAGCCAUAUUACUUAUUUUGCCUGACCUUGUGUGUCUUGCCUGGAUGGUAUACAGCCCUUCCAUAGAGUCAAGGAGUGAUGUAUUGCUAUGUUUGAUUUGGGGGGCGCACAUUAAAACUUAGUUAUUCAUAUACUGAGUUGCUGUUUAAAUUUUUAAAAGUUUUGGAGGGCCUUGAAUUUUAUUCCUCUUUUACUGUCAUAAAUGAAGUUUUGUAUUACUUCAGCUUUUCCAAUUGCAAAGUUCUUGACAGAAAAGCAGUAAACAGCAGGUAGUUCUUUGAAUAGUACCAUGUAAAUGUUGGCUAUUGUAUUAUACCCAUCCACAUAAACUUAACUUAAAGCAUGUGAAUUUCAUCUACUGACAUUUUCCUGCUACUUAAGUCUAAAAUGACAUGCCAGAGGACAAGAACUUAUCAAAAUUUUCUGCUGUGCAUAUUUCUUCAUUUUAUUUACUGUUAGCUGCAUAAUAGCUGUAUCAAGACUGCUUUCAAAUAUGUCCACUGUAUCACAAAUUAGAUCUGUCAAACUGUGGACCAUGGAUACCACAAAUUGUUUCCCAUACUGCAGAUAAUGUGCUAGUAUUUUGCCACACAAACUUCAUUGGCGUACCUCCUAUUCAUACACCGUGUGGCACAGUUGUUUGUUCAUUACCAUCAUUUACACUGUAACUGUCACUAAUUGCGCAUGCUCACGGAGUCACUAAUUGGAUGUAAUCAUCAUCAGAGCCACUAUUAUCACCUGAGCUACAUUGCCCAGAACUUCGUUUACAACUUCACUAAUUUUGAACUCUGUAAGUGCACAGCUGGUUGAUGGCCUGGCCAUGAUGAUUGUGAUGUCAGAUAUUUAGAGUCUCAGUUGUCAGCUGCACAGUAACUAAGGUCACUGAUACAUAAACAGAGAGGUCAUUCGUUUUAUCAUUUCUUGAUGCAGAUCCUAUCUCAAUUGAAUAUUUCAUUCCCCAGUGUUAGGGCAGAGAAAUUAAGCAUGCAGUUGAGUCUACUGUAUACAUGAAACCAUGAAUAAGACAUUUAAAUGCCUGACUUACAGCAUACAUGAAACCACACUGAAAGAUUAAAUGUUGAAAAUUUUCAGAAAUUUUGUUUUUCUUUUGCCUGUUGCCAUUCCACUAGUGCUUCAUUUUCACCACCCCUGAGCUUUCAUUUCUUAUAACCAGCCAGCAUAACAUCACACCAUGUACUCUUAAGUAUGAGGGUAUAAGCAUGGGAUUCACUGAACUCUGUAUUUGAACUUGAAGUGUUUUUAGUUGCUUGUCAAAAAUUAGAUCUUGCAAAGAAAUAAAAUAAGAUCAUAAAGCUGUUUAAAAUUAUGUCUUCAGUGGUUAAGAAAAAUUAUUAAUAUUUUACAUUUCUCUUCUGUGUAGGUCAAAUAUUUGGAUGAGUAUGAUAUAUUUUACAAGAGCUUUCAGUUUUCUUUCCUUGUUACUUGUGCAUGAAGUAGAUAUGCUGGACUUCUUAAGUGAGGUUAAGUACACCAUUGUUUUGUGCUGGGUUGGACAUUUCACCAAAGUGUAUGUAUACGUGCAAUAUAGGAACUUUAAUUUAGUCUAUUAAAAGGGUUAAUAUUGGAAAUACGGUAUAUGGGAAGUUUAUAAGUUACUGUCAGUUGUUAAGCCAUGAAAUUAUUUCCUCAGAGAUUGUUGAAUUUGUGUAUUUGGAUGUGUACACAACUGUUGAAAUUUACUUGGCCAUCUUUGAAGGCAACUAUGUAUCAAGUUUUGUGACUUGAAAUACAAUUAUUUUAGCAUUUUGUAAACAUUUAGUUAUUUAUUCUAUCUCUGUUUUAUGUACAGUGAACGCUGCGUUUUGGAAUCAGGAAUAAUGUUUUCAUUCAUGUAACAUCACUUUUAUGAAGUCCCAGUUAGAUAUAUACUACUAAUACAUAGAAAAACCAACAUUUAUUAUAAUCAGUGCUGAGUUAUUGUUAUCACUUUUUUUUGCCUUAUCAUGGCCUUGAGGCCUGUGCAGUGGAAGUGAUUACAUAACAUCCUAGUCUGUUCUUGAGCUCUGACAUGAAUAUGAACCUUCUCAGAAAAGACAAUAGAAUUUUUCUAAUUCUUAAGUUUGGUAUUUUUGUUGUUUGUUUUUAAUGGUAUAUACAAAUUUCCAGAAACAAUGUUGAUGACUUUCUGAUAGAAAUAGUGGAUAGUCAGUUUAAAUUAUUUUAUAUUUCUCGAUUUUAAAGUUUUAUUUCUGUCCACUUCCACCAUUUUAUGUACACAUUUCCACUCUGCAUAAAUAAAGAAUGCCAAACAGCCGCA
Molecule: messenger RNA, 7810 nt
Organism: Cryptotermes secundus
Lineage: Eukaryota; Metazoa; Arthropoda; Insecta; Blattodea; Kalotermitidae
Gene: Pmp70
Product: ATP-binding cassette sub-family D member 3
Exons: 16
Coding region: 377-2389 (670 amino acids)
Biological process (GO): peroxisome organization; long-chain fatty acid import into peroxisome; very long-chain fatty acid catabolic process
Cellular component (GO): peroxisomal membrane
Molecular function (GO): long-chain fatty acid transmembrane transporter activity; ABC-type transporter activity; ATP hydrolysis activity
Source: RefSeq, a predicted model, not a curated record